AUGGGCUGUUGUGGUUGUCUUAGUGACAUUAUUCUUGUGGUGAUCUCCGUGUUGUUUCCUCCUUUACCAGUUUGGAUCAGACGGGGUCUCUGCUCGUGUGAUUCGUUAAUUAACAUUUUGUUAUGCUUUUUAGGAUACUUUCCAGGUUUAAUUCAUUCAUGGUAUAUAAUUGCUAAGUACCCGCCUUAUUCGUUAGAAUCAAAGGUUUAUUACGUUUAUUCUGGAGACUUAGAGAGCCAGACACCAAGACAUUGCCACCAUCACCACCAUCACCACCAGAGUGAUAAUGACAGCCAAAGAGUAAUAAGCGACCAAGUUUCUGCUACAUCUGCUCCUGCUAUGACAUAUGGCUCCAUUAACGACGUGGAAGAAGGUUCUUCUUCUAAACCAAUCGCAGCACCACCGGCAUAUACUGAAAUCGAUAGAAAGUAG
Molecule: messenger RNA, 432 nt
Organism: Priceomyces carsonii
Lineage: Eukaryota; Fungi; Ascomycota; Pichiomycetes; Serinales; Debaryomycetaceae
Exons: 1
Coding region: 1-432 (143 amino acids)
Cellular component (GO): membrane
Source: RefSeq, a predicted model, not a curated record